GUCAACAUGGUAGCAAUGUGAUGUCCGGAGAAGCUAACGUUACCACACUUCAAACGCUUACAGAAAUCAACUUCGGGAUCCGUAAUAAUUUAAAUACAAGGGUCCAUUAAUUGCUCACACUCGGCUUUGGUUUUGUGGUCACCUGAUGCGCCUGAAAUGUCCAAACCUGCAGUGGCUUCUCUCCAUCAAGCACUGAGGAAAAGCUUUCAGAGUCUUGAAAACAAUCAGAAAGUAUGGAAUAGUGUGUUGGCCGACUGCGGCCCCCUGAUUGGGUCCCUCGGGAAUUUGGCGGAGCAGUCGAGAGCCCUGUCCAGCGUCCGUCUGUCCAGCACACCGCUCAGAGUCUUUCCUGACCUGGAGGAACGCCUGCGUUUCAAGCUCUUAGAGGCCACGGAUACUGUACUGGGCAAACUCAAUGAGAAGAUGUCUUCUCUGCAGUCUGUCAGAGACUCCAUGAGUAACCAGGUCUCUGCAGUCUUCCAGCUCUAUGAGCAGAACACAGACAGUCUGGAUCUGCUCACUGUAACCCAGCGCUCGGCCACCACCCCGUCACUCUCUGACAUGCUGGAGUGGCUGCAGGAUGCCGAACGUCACUACCGGCAACAAUUUCUGAGGAGGAAGACUCUGCUGCAGACUCUGAGAGCAGAAGAUCUGUCCCUUUUAGAGUCCGCUCCCAAAAGAUGGAAGUCCCUGGAGUCUCCCAGUGCAGACGACUGCAUCACAGAUACACUUUGCAAAGUGUCCUUCUUUAUGGAGUCCCAGUGAAGAGAGUAAAAGCCACUGUGAAAGAAGUGGAACUCUGAUCCAGCCUGUGAAUCUGACUGCAUUACUAUGAAUGAGAAGAGAAGAGCAGGAUUUGUUCAAGGGAUUUUGAGAAAACACACAUGUAUUCCUCAGAUGGACGCGUUCAGUGUUGAUGUUAGGAAAAGGACUGGAAUUUGAUUUUAUCGUGCAAAUGUUCCUACAUGAUCUUGAAUGGGACGUGUGUGCAAGUACCAGACUUUAUGCGGUAAUUCAAGAGGAAGAGGAACUCACAACUUUGCAGAACUGUGCCCUGCUCCACACAAAAAGGACCCUGUGGCGUCAUUUCAUGCCUGAUUGAUGACUCAGUGAAAAUCACUGCAUGACAGUGUUGUCUGUGACGAAUCGAAUGUAUUUUUGAGAACAGCGAGCGCACACAAGCAUAAAGACGGUUGCAAAACACAGUUUGUGAAGCACGCUUUAACAAACCUGUUUUAUUUCACACUCGAGGUAAUGACAUCGUCAGAGAGUAACUGCGUGAGAAAUCACUGCAAUCGUCACAUCACAGGCCAUCAUAAAAGCCAUCAGCACGGUCAUACGCUAUAGUGAAUGCUGUUGAUUUGACAGCACAGGCAGUGGGCUUUCUUCAGGCUCUACUAUAAAUCACAGUGCAAUAAAAGUCAAAUUUCAAACACACACGGAUGUUUUUAAGUACUGAAUACAAGUUUAACAUUACAAAGAUAUACAAAAUAAGCAAAAUAUACGUUGAAUAUAAUCAUAAAUAUAUAGAUUUCAAUUUAUAGCUUAAAAUUCACAGACCUAAAACUUGAGACGGGGUAAAUUUAAGAGUUUUUUAACAGCAUCCCACUCUUUAACUUCCUCUCAACCUGUUCCUUCCUCCUCUUCCUAUACAUACUCCUUUAAAGGCAGACUAUUAGAUGUGAUGGGUUUUGGGGGAUCUGGUGCUGAAGCGGGUGAAUUUGCAAAGCUCCGGCCGAUGUAGCCCCUGCGGUACCUGCCGCCCCUCUCCAUGAGGGGGCAGGUGCUGCUCAACACGGCCCCACUGAUCAUGAGAAUAACCGCUGCUGCCCAGCCCAGAUAAAUAGCCUGGCCCAGCUCUCGUUUGUGCAUCAAGGGCACGUUGGGGUUGUAGAAAUCCUGGACCACGGUGUUAGCAGUCCAGGAGACGGGAAUCAGCACGCACAGGCCGGUCAGAAUGAAGAGAACCCCGCCCGAGAGCGCGAUGCCCGCCUUGGCCCGCCGGUCGUCCCCGGCGCAGGUGGUGCACUUCAUGCCGCAGCAGGACACGGUGCAGGAGAGCCAGCCCAUGAAGAUGGCCAGACACAUGAGGGCGCGGGCCGCCUGGAUGUCCGGAGGCAAGGCCAGCAUGGAGUCGUAAGUCUUACACUGCAUGUGGCCGGUGGUCUGGUAGAUGCAGUUCAUCCAGAUGCCUUCCCACUUGAUCUCUGAGGUCAGGAUGUUGCUGCCGAUGAAGGCCGAGACCUUCCACUGGGGCAAGGCCGUGACGGCGAUCGCCAUGAUCCAGCCAGUCACCGCGCAGGUGAAGCUGAUCAGCUGCAUGCCAGUGUUCACCAUGGUGACCUCCUUUGUGUGGCUCCUAUUUGUCGUCUGCAGCCCCCUCUUUGAGGAGAUCUUAUUUUCUUUGUUAUCCUUCUUCUCGCUCUUUAAAGUCUACUCCUUUGGUUUACUUGCCCGCUUCCUGUCCGGCUUGGUCAAACUUCCUACGGUCUUUGCCCCAAUGUAACUUUGUCAGCAGCCAUUUUCUUCUCUUUUUCUUUUCCUCUUCAACAUCAGCUUGCUGUUUUAAUUCCACGUGUCCUCAAUUCACAGCGUUACCCAGAAGUGAUCGCUCGCUUUCUCUCGACGGUCGUCCGCCUUUCCAAGAGGAUCAGAGGCUUGCACACUUUCUCCUCCUUUUCAUUCCUGAGUUUGAGUCAAUGCAUUAUUGACUGCAGCCACCUGUGGCAGCCCGCAGAAGCAGGAUCGAUCAGGCUUCACCGUCCAGGCCUGUGGAUGAAAUGGAUCUCAGCCAGGCUUUAUGUAUCAGAAUUUCUUUUGCUGCUUCCUUGGCUUCAGCUCUGGUUCAAACCCGGGGGGGGGGCAAACUGCAGCGUAUUUCAGCGUCACAGUCGUGGUUUGGUGUAGCCUUACCUACAUGGAUCAGACUGAUAUAACCUGAUACUUGGAUUCGAGGCCAAUGCUGCUG
Messenger RNA from Chelmon rostratus (copperband butterflyfish), 2968 nucleotides. RefSeq names its product c19h1orf109 homolog (H. sapiens) (gene airim). NCBI's taxonomy places the organism in Eukaryota, Metazoa, Chordata, Actinopteri, Chaetodontiformes, Chaetodontidae. Bases 157 to 765 code for a protein of 202 amino acids. The transcript has 4 exons. The record is from RefSeq and is a predicted model, not a curated record. Gene Ontology annotation, cellular component: nucleus; cytoplasm.